Crotalus tigris (Tiger rattlesnake) is the source of this 3436-nucleotide messenger RNA. RefSeq names its product myomaker, myoblast fusion factor (gene MYMK). The record is from RefSeq and is a predicted model, not a curated record. Gene Ontology annotation, cellular component: plasma membrane. The transcript is spliced from 6 exons. The coding region runs from base 1400 to 2062 and encodes 220 amino acids. NCBI's taxonomy places the organism in Eukaryota, Metazoa, Chordata, Lepidosauria, Squamata, Viperidae.
GUUUCAGGGUUUCCAAGUAGAAAUCACAACACAGAACAAAAGAUCAGAGAGUUGUUUCCAACAACUCUGGCAUACAAACCUCCAAGAAUUCAGCAUUUGUUCCUGACAAAUGCUCCUCCCCACAGCGUCUCAAGUCUCAGUCCCCAGGUGUGCCUUAUGGAGAGGGGCGGGGCACUCUCCUCCCAUGUAAUUGGGCCUGCCUACAUUGUUCCCGCCUUCUCUCCACUCUUCAUGCUCUAGGAUCAGGAGGGGGUGGCCCUUGCUCAUCGCUUGACCUCUGUCUCUCAUGUUCAUCCUGCCCUUGUUCUUGCCUUCAAGCCAUCCCAAUCCUGAAAGGCUGUGGCCUGCCUUGGCCUGCUCUUCCCCAUAUUCCUCCGAAGUCAACGACGCCUCCCCCUCGAUCUCCGUCGGCUCCAACUCCAGCUCAUUUUCCUCAGCAGAUUCAGGCUCCAAUGGGGGCCUUCUUGAAACUGUUGAAAGAACUGUGUUGUAGACUGUAGAUAGAUGACGUCAGAUCCCUGCUCCUCUAUUGAGAGAGGGCUAUUCAAUUUUGACAUUGAUGGCCUCUUUGACCCCUCUUUCAAACCAGCGGUCUUCUCUGUCCAAAAUGUGGACUUUGCUAUCUUCAAAAGAGUGGCUUUUGUCUUUUAAAUGUAGAUGGACUGCUGACUCUUGUCCUGUCCAAGAGGGGUGAGCCACGACAUGUUUCACCUAUGCCUAGCCUGAGGGAUUCCAGAUCAGUUUAGUGAUUGGUACCAGUUGUCACCACUGUGGAGCUAGACCUGGCGGUGUACAAGGGCCGUGGAGGGUUUGGACUAUGGCCAAAGAAAAGCCAAGAAAAGCGUGCUUUGGGAAGAAAACAACCAGCAGCAGUGUCACCAGUUCCUGCAGGGCCGUCCAAUCACCCCCAUCAUGUGCUUUCACUGUGUCCAGGAGGGCUACAGGGCAGUGAUGUGCCCAGCACCAACCCCCUGGAUGGCUCCCGCGGUACAAACUCCCUAGAAGCCAAAGAAGCCACCGAAGAAGGGGAAGGAGAAAUCACGAGCAGCACAGAGAGUGAAGGAGAUGGAACUCCAACCAAAGGGAAGCUACCAAUGAUCCUCUCCAACAGCAAGAGUGAGGGAGAGUACAACCUGAUGGAAUUGCUCCAAAGACAGCUGGCUGCAGAGGGAAACCUCCUCCUGGUAGAUGGAAGGGGCCAUUUGUUCAAGUGGAAGCCGAGAAAAGGAGCAGCCGGUGGGCUCUCAGCAACUGUUCUCCGUUGAAGAAGAGAAGAGACAAGGAGGCAUGCGAGGACUCUGUCCUUGGUCCGAACUGCCCUUUCCACAGCACACCCAAGGCCUGGCCUGGGCUCCUCAGUCUCUUGGGCAGCCAGGGGGUAGGAGCUGCUCUCCUCCCAAUGGGCUCUUUAGCUGCCAAGUUCCUCCUGCCCACCUUCAGCAGCCUUGCCUUCCUCCCCACCAUCAGCAUUGCAGCCAAGAGGCAGUUUCACAUGGAGGCCAUGGUCUACUUCUUCACCAUGUUCUUCAUCUUGGUCUGCCAUGCCUGUGAAGGCCCCGGGCUCACCUUCCUUUGUUUCAUGAAGUAUGAUCUGCUGCAAUACUUUAGUAUUUUUGGAACCACAUUAUCCAUGUGGGUCUCACUGAUAGCUUUGGCAGAGUUUGAUGAACCCAAACGAUCAACUUUGGUGAUGUUUGGAGUGCUCACUAUAGCUGUCAGGAUCUACCAUGACCGAUGGGGAUAUGGUGUCUAUUCUGGACCGAUUGGCACAGCAGUUCUUGUGAUAACAGUCAAAUGGCUGCAAAAGAUGAAGGAGAAGAAAGGGCUGUAUCCAGAUAAGAGCGUCUACACACAGCAGGUUGGACCCGGCUUCUGUUUUGGGGCCCUGGCUUUGAUGCUGAGGUUUUUUUUUGAGGACUGGGAUUACACCUACGUGCAUAGCUUCUACCACUGUGCUCUGGCCAUGUCUUUUGUUCUCCUCCUCCCCAAAGUGAACAAGAAAGCGGGCAAUGGGGGAUCUCCUGCAAAAUUGGAUUGCUCAACUCUCUGCUGUUGCGUAUGAGGACUCAGCCCUUGGAGUGAAGGUUCAAGGGACCUUUUCCAGGCCUGCAGAUGCAGCUAAAAGCAGCACUAUGGGCACUGUUUGGUAGGUCUGAAUUUUGUAGCCUAUCCAAUUCUGGGUUCCUGUAUACUCCAUCGGCAGCUUGCUUGGCUUGGCUCAAAUAUUAUGUAGAUCUGCUUUGUUAUUAAGUGGUUCUAAUGGUACGGCCUCAGGUUGGCUUCUCAAGUGGCAUAUAAUUCUAUUAAAGGAAUAGUGCCCUACAUUGCAAUGCUUCUCCUUUACUUUGCAGGCCAAAGUUAAACACACAAAGAAAGGUUGCUGAAAGAAAGACAUGGCUUUCUUCUGAGAACUGGCCCCAACAAAGUUCUUACAGGAAUCAAUUAAAGCCAUAGUGUCCAGGGCCUUAAUUAACACUUGUUCUCCUGCUCCAGGGUUGCUUUGGAAAAAGGGAAUGUUCAACCAGCACAAAAUGCAUUUGCUAGACAAUGUUUGCCAUGUCUACUGGUGAUCAUAUCACAUCUGGCCACUGCUAUCUGCUCUGUUCAGUAAGAUGCUUAGCCUGCUUUAGAGCUCUUAGAUUCUCCCCUUUCUGAAACCAAGAAGCCUGAAGCACAACUGGGACUCAGGUGAAUCUGCCUAUUGUUCUUUAUGAUGCUUGUACACGAGCAGGAGCUGGGUUGGUCUGGCUUUCUGAGCAGACUACUUCUACUUGGGAAAUUUCUGCACAAGAAUUGAGGUUGACCACCUGUUGUUACCUUCACUCAGGCUCCCAGGGGCAAUUGGGAAACUACUGUUUCUGUAGUUUUCUUUUGUAUAGCCUUUUAGGAUCUGAAUUUUUAGUGAUGUUCUUAUUGUAUAGUGUCUCAUGCCAUGCAAGAUUGUAUUCACAAAUGCAGUAAUUAUUGACACUAAUAAUAUUUGCUUCUGGCCACCCCGGAAAUGUUAGCUAUGAAAUAUGAAAUAAACCUGAAAUGAAAUAAUUCUAUUUGAUCCUGAAUGCCUCUAUUGUUGCCAUUGCCAUCAGUAGGGGGAAGAAACAGAGCAGAGCAGAACGGUUAGAAGGAAAAAAGGGUCCAGCAUGAAUUCAUGUGGAAGCAGACACAUGUAUAGGGAGCCCUCCUCCCCAAAAAAGAAAAUCAACUGGGGAGCAGUCUCCCAAAAUAAGAAAAAACUUUCCUUGAAAUAAUAAUCCUUUCGCAAACAGGGAAAUCAUUCAAAGAAGCUUUUUGCAACAAGCUGAGUGCCUCAGAGAUGCUCUUUUCAGAAGGCAACUGGACUUUCUUGUGUUUCUUUUGAAGAAGUUUUGCUUCUCAUCCAAGAAGCUUUUCCAUCUCUGACUAGAUGGUGGGGAGUGGGAGGAUUUAUAUUGCUUGA